AACAGUGCAGUAAUGUUACAUAUUUAUGCAAAAUUUGAUUUUGUUCCGUUUGUUUAAAAUGUCUGAGCUGCGUUCAGUCUGUAGAACUUGUGGUAAAAAUGUUGAGAGUUCGGAGGCCACCAAACUCUUCCUAAAAUCCAACUAUCAUUUAAUUAGUUUAGUGGAAAACAUUACUGACAUGUUUUUAGAGCUCGAUAGUUACAUGCCGGAUCUCAUUUGUAAUUCGUGCAAAAUUCAGCUGGACAGGAUUUCCACAUUUCGCAGCAAGUGCUUGGAGGUCCAUCAAUCCUUUUUGGCCAUCAAAAAGAAGUUUUUACAACGAAAAGCAGUAACUGUUGAGGAAUUGCAAGAUGGAACUCUGCUGCAGAAGUUUAAGGAAGAAGAAAACUAUCUAGAGUAUCUGGAAAACUAUGUAGAAGAGGAGGAUCUCCUGGAGGAUCAGGAAGAUGCAAUGCAGGAAGAGGAAGAUCAGGCGGCAUAUAUACAAAAGGAAGCGGAGCAACAAAAGGAGGAGUAUCUGAAAGAACAGUUUCAAGAGGAGGAGGACUUGGUGGAGUUCAACCAGAUUCCCAGGAUCCGCAAGAGAACUACAUCCAACAGGUCGAGGCGGGAGAGACGCAAUGCCAAGACGUGGAUCUGUGACCAGUGCGGAGGAGUGUUCAAGUGCUCCACCUACCUGAAGCUGCACAUGCAGCGCCACACUGGCCACAAGCCCUUUGAAUGCGACAUCUGUCAGGCGAAGUACUACACGGAGAACGAGAUGCGCCGCCACAGGAUCCUGCACUCGGAUGCCAGGCCGUACGCCUGUCGCUUCUGCGGCAAAACCUUCCGGGGAUGCAGCAGCAAGGUCGUCCACGAGCGGACUCACACGAACGAGCGGCCCUUCCAGUGCCAGUAUUGCGACAAAGCUUUUACUUCGACUUCCACGCGCCAAAGGCACGAGAUGCUGCACACCAACCAGCGGAAAUACCACUGCGAGACCUGUGACCAAUGGUUCCUGCGCUUUGCCCACUUGACCUUACACCAAAAAACAAUACUGCAUCAGCGGAGAGUUGAAAGUGCCCCAAAAUAAGAUAUACAUAACUUUAAGGAACUUCGACUUAUUAAAAAAUACAUUUAAGCAUAAUUUCAAUUUGCAUUGACUGUCUAAAAUAAGAAAAUGCAUUGAGUUGCAUUGCUUUGGUAAAAAGAGAAUAAACUUAAUUUAACGGUGUAACGACUGACU
This is a messenger RNA of Drosophila gunungcola (fruit fly), 1225 nucleotides long. Its product is annotated as zinc finger protein 14. Gene Ontology annotation, molecular function: RNA polymerase II cis-regulatory region sequence-specific DNA binding; zinc ion binding; DNA-binding transcription factor activity, RNA polymerase II-specific. The coding region runs from base 26 to 1072 and encodes 348 amino acids. Gene Ontology annotation, biological process: regulation of transcription by RNA polymerase II. Gene Ontology annotation, cellular component: nucleus. The record is from RefSeq and is a predicted model, not a curated record. The transcript has 3 exons. NCBI's taxonomy places the organism in Eukaryota, Metazoa, Arthropoda, Insecta, Diptera, Drosophilidae.